Molecule: messenger RNA, 317 nt
Organism: Drosophila ficusphila
Lineage: Eukaryota; Metazoa; Arthropoda; Insecta; Diptera; Drosophilidae
Exons: 2
Coding region: 24-308 (94 amino acids)
Molecular function (GO): chitin binding
Source: RefSeq, a predicted model, not a curated record
CCGAGAAACUUUCACAGCUGAAAAUGAAGUCUGUCGUUGCCCUGUGUGCCAUCUUCUUGGCCGUUUUUCUGGUCUCGGGCGUGAAUUCCGAUGCGGGUCGCUCCGCCUGCAAGGAUGAGUCGGAAAUUGGCCAGACCUUCACGCACCACUUCGAUGCCGCCAAAUACUGGCUGUGCGAGACCCUCGGAACUCCCGCUAAAGAGGUCGACUGCCCCACUGGACUGGCCUACAUGCACCUGCUCAAGGAGUGCAUCCCGUGGGCCAGCUACAUCUGGAAGAAGCCCGAGAUGCCUCCAACUGUCGCCUAAAAUAAACGA